Messenger RNA from Trichoplax adhaerens, 3057 nucleotides. RefSeq lists its product as uncharacterized. The transcript has 15 exons. Gene Ontology annotation, biological process: nucleobase-containing compound metabolic process. Gene Ontology annotation, cellular component: cytoplasm; mitochondrion. Gene Ontology annotation, molecular function: AMP kinase activity; ATP binding. The record is from RefSeq and is a predicted model, not a curated record. NCBI's taxonomy places the organism in Eukaryota, Metazoa, Placozoa, Uniplacotomia, Trichoplacea, Trichoplacidae. Bases 1 to 3057 code for a protein of 1018 amino acids.
AUGUAUGUCAUAGAUCAAUUUGAACAUCAACCGUGGGAAUAUACCGGUAUCGAUUUAGAUGAAGAAGAAGAAGAUUUUGAAGAUGAAGAGGAUGAUCUUACAAUCCCUGGCGGCGGGCGUAAAAAUUUUGGUGAAACACGCCAUUACUGUCCUGUAACUCUAAAAGAGCGCAAUAUUUUACACCCUGGCGCGCCAGAUACCGCAGUUCGAUUCCGUGAGCAUACCUACUUUUUUAUAUCCAAUGAUGCUAGAACUCAGUUUUUGGACAAUCCAAAUUUAUUUCUAUCAAAUGGCAAGCCUUUACAGCCUCCCCCGUUAAGGAUUUGUAUUAUUGGACCUCGAGGAAGUGGUAAAACAUUUUAUGGUCGCACGUUGAGUAAACAACUUGGAAUAUUUCACAUUACGUUCCGCGAACGAUUACAAGAAUUGAUUAUUACCAAAACUCAGAAGCGAAUUGUUGAUGAACUAGAAGAAGAAUUACAAGACGAUAUUUCAGAACAUGACAAUGCAAAUGCGGAAGCUAAUAAUGCACGGGGUGGAAUCAUUGAAGAGGAGGGUGAAGAAGAAGAUGAUGAACUUGAACUAGAUGAGGAUGAAGACGCAAUAAGAGCUUAUCUAGCAGAUGAUGAGCCUAUUCCUGACGAAACUUUAGAUAAAGUUAUUCAGCCUUGGUGGGACGAAGACCCAUUUCGCAAAAAGGGUUUUAUUUUAGAAGGAUUCCCACGUACCUCAAAUCAAGUUCGUUAUAUGGCGCAAGCAGGAUUUUACCCUGAUAUAAUCAUAAUUUUAAGUGUUGAUGAUUCCGAUGUAAUGGAUCGGUUACUACCUCCCCUGAUGGAAAGGUGGCAAACUAAACGGAAUAAGAGAAUUGAGAAGCGAGAAAAAGAAAAAGAAAGACUACGAAAGUUAAAGGCUGAAAGAGCAGCCAGGCAAGCUGAGCGGGAAGAACGGUUACAACGUAAGCGAGAAGAUGGUGAUUCGGACAUAUCAGAUAGUGAAGAAGAAGAUGAAGAUGAAGAGGACGAGGAAGAUGUCGAUGCUCUAUUAGAAGAAGAGCUAGGAGAGGAAGAAGAAGAAGAAGAAGAAGAAGAAGAAGCUGAAGAUGAUGCCAGAGAUCGACUGAAAGCAGUUUUAUUAGAACGAUAUGAUGACGAUAUGAAUCGCUUAAGUUUAGUCCAGGAAGCAAUGGAAGAGGUCUGGAUGCCAAAAUCUGAAGUAACUUCUGGCCGUAAACCUCACAUUGUUCGUUAUCUCUUAAAUAAACUGCUCAAGCCCUACACUGAAAAUCGUACAAGCCUAUUGGAAAAGUGUCAUCCCGUUGACUUUAGGCUUUCAAGGCAAAUAAUUGAAACAGGAUAUAAGCAAUCUAGCCAAUUUGGAUGGUGGUGUCCAGUUAAACUGUUCGAUAAGGAAGUUGUGCAGCCGUUGCAUGGUCCUGGUGUAUCAACUUAUCCUGUUGUCCAUCGUUCUCAUGUUUAUUACCUUUCAUCUGAAGAUGCAAGACAACGAUUCAUAGAUAAUCCUCUCAAAUACAUCCAUCAAUCUCCACCAGGUCCAGUUAUACCUUUCCAAAUAGCUAUUGUUGGCCCACCUAAAUCCGGCAAAACAACACUUGCUAAUCGAUUUGUAGCAGACUAUGGAGUUUUGAGAUUAUCGAUGGGAGAAGCCAUACGAUUAGUGUUGGAGAAGCAAAGUACAAGCACCUUAGCAAAGGAAAUAAAUGAAUAUCUUUACGUCGGACAAACUGUACCUGAUGCUUUAGGCAUUCAAGCGUUAGAAAAUGCCUUACUGAAUGUAACAUGUCAAACUAGAGGAUUUGUGUUAGAUGGUUUCCCUAGUACCAAGAAACAAGUUGAAUUAAUGAAUGAACGAAAAAUUCUUCCAGUUAAAAUUAUUGAGCUUGAUGUUGAAGAUAAAGAGCUAAAACGUCGAGCUGCUAUGGACCGCCGUUCCAAAGAUAGAGUGUUACCAUUACACGACAGCUCCAGAAUAUUUAGCUUAAGAUUGAAAUAUUGGAGAAAAGUAGUUAUACCGGUGAAACAAUGGUACCAUAAACGUCAUUUCAACUGGUAUCCUAUCAAUGGCCAAGCAUCUAAAUGGUUAGUAUGGAAUACCGCUUCCGAAAUUGCCAUAAAAAGUAUUCAACAAAUCCAAAUAUACACCGAAAGAAUUUCUAAAGGUCUGGCUGCACCUAUUGCUAAUCUUUGCAUAACGCCUGAAGAAUGUGAGGCUCGCCUUGGAGAAUAUCGGCAUUAUUGCCCAGUUAGUUUAGUUAAUCGAGGAGAGUUACGCGACUGUUAUAGCGAUAAUCAAUUAAUAUACGGAGCUGAAUUCCGUGGUCGGUAUUAUAAAAUGGCUGAUGAAGAAACUUUACAGGAAUUUCUUAAUAAUACUGAACAAUUUCUUGCGCCACAGUCUCCUGUCAACUUGCCUCUUCCUCAUUUAUUACCAAUUAAACGCACUCCUGCGGAAGUUAAAGCGAAAUUUCCGAUGGAAAUUGAGUUAAAGGGUUAUUGUCCAGUUACUUAUUUGGAAGGUCACCAAAGAUAUGAGAGUAUUAUACCUGGUAAAACAGAAUUAUUGGCCGAAUUUGACGGUAAAAUAUAUUCCUUUGAAUCGGAAGAUAAAUUGGAAAAGUUUAUGAGGCUUCCAAAUAAAUACCACGGAUUAACGCUACCAAAGAAACUACCUCCUCGGCUAGAUCCAAUAAAUGUGACCGGUCUACCUAUAUUGGGUUACCUCGAGCAAUCAUUAGCUGAAAUUACCGUAAAAUCAUUAACAGCUGUUGGCUCAUUCAAGCCGAAACAUCCAUUCUUGGAUGCUCAUCAAUCAGCCCAUAUUUAUAUGGCAUAUUUUCUAAAAGCUAAUAACCCAAGGAAUAAUGAAUAUAUACGUAAGAAGUAUCGUGAUAAGCUGCGCAAAUUUGAAGAAAAUUGUGAAUUAAUUACGUAUUUAAGUGAGAAAAUGACGGUACAUUAUAAAGAGCCAACGGAAAGACCUAUUGAUUUCGAUCAUAAAAUGCAAAACUUUCUAUCUAUGAAAGAAGAAGUUAUGUAG